Molecule: messenger RNA, 965 nt
Organism: Psammomys obesus (fat sand rat)
Lineage: Eukaryota; Metazoa; Chordata; Mammalia; Rodentia; Muridae
Gene: Fkbp1b
Product: FKBP prolyl isomerase 1B
Exons: 4
Coding region: 149-475 (108 amino acids)
Biological process (GO): regulation of cardiac muscle contraction by regulation of the release of sequestered calcium ion
Cellular component (GO): sarcoplasmic reticulum membrane
Molecular function (GO): peptidyl-prolyl cis-trans isomerase activity
Source: RefSeq, a predicted model, not a curated record
GCGCAGGUCCUGACUCCAGCCGCACCUCCUCCGGCUCUGCAGUGGCGGCCAGAAGGCGAGCCGGAGCGCCUGCGGGGUCAGGCCUGAGCGGAGCCGGGGUCGGGGCAGCCGCGAGGACCCCCCUGGAGGCGGGGCCUGUGGGACCACGAUGGGCGUGGAGAUCGAGACCAUCUCCCCGGGAGACGGAAGGACAUUCCCCAAGAAGGGUCAGAUAUGCGUGGUGCACUACACAGGAAUGCUCCAAAAUGGCAAGAAAUUCGAUUCAUCCAGAGACAGAAACAAACCUUUCAAGUUCCGAAUUGGCAAGCAGGAAGUCAUCAAGGGUUUUGAAGAAGGCGCUGCCCAGAUGAGCUUGGGGCAGAGGGCGAAGCUGACCUGCACCCCUGAUGUGGCAUAUGGAGCUACGGGCCACCCCGGUGUCAUCCCUCCCAAUGCCACCCUCAUCUUUGACGUGGAGCUGCUGAACUUAGAGUGAAGGCAGGAAGGAACUCAAGGUGGCUGGAGACGGCUCCUGGUCUCUGUUCUAGCCUGCUCUACCACUGGGAUGGCUCCUCCUCUGUAGGGCUCUUGAUCAGUGUGAUCCCACCGCUUCUCUUCAUUAUCUGUUCUUUCUGCCCAACUUGCUUUGUAUGUGCCCACCAUUUAACUAUCCCCAUACCUCUUUGCUUGAAGGAACUUUAGUUACAGAGCCAAACAUUUCAGGCUGUACAAUUUGUAUGUUGCAUGUAGUAACCAUUCCUGAUCACAGGACACAGAUCUUGUUUGCACAAUCUAUAUUGCCUUAGCUGCACUUAAGCCGGACAUACAAGGUGCUCAGACAUGUACUGUACGUGGUCACACAGAGGGACUUGAGCCAGUUACCUUUGCUGUCACUUUCUUACCUUUUGUUGUCUGCUCACGUUAAGUAGUGCCCUCUCUGGAAACACGAUGUAAAAUAAAGGUUCCGCGCUUGGCAUCUUCCUGUC